AAUAACAUCGUCACCUAAUCUCAUUUGUCUCUCUCUGUCACUCACUCGAGCCUUCGAAAGCCUGCGAGCAUUAACAAUAUCGAAACACAACUCCUCAAGCGUCUCUCUCUCGCGUCUUGAGCUUUCUCAAAGGGGGAAAACUGAAAAACAAUGGCAGCAACAGCAACUUCUUCGUUUUCGAUUGUUUCUCACUCGUCUAGAUCCAGCUCCUUACCACAGUCGAGGAUACAAGCUGUGAAAUUUAACUCAACCCCUAGUUUGAGAUCAACAUCUCUGAUCUCUGGAUCUGAUUCCUCUGCCUUCAGCAAAGCUAUGCGCGGUUCUGUAAUGAAAUCACAAACAUCUGACAAGUCCCCGUAUGGUUUCAAGAUCAACGCUUCAUACAAAGUGGCUGUUCUUGGAGCUGCAGGAGGGAUUGGUCAGCCUUUGUCGCUUCUCAUCAAAAUGUCUCCUUUAGUCUCUACGCUUCACCUUUACGAUAUCGCCAAUGUCAAGGGAGUCGCUGCUGAUUUGAGUCACUGCAACACACCUUCUCAGGUUCGUGACUUCACUGGACCCUCUGAGUUAGCUGAGUGUUUGAAAGAUGUCAACGUUGUGGUUAUCCCUGCUGGUGUGCCGAGAAAGCCUGGUAUGACCCGAGACGAUCUCUUCAACAUCAAUGCCGGUAUUGUCAAGACACUUGUUGAAGCUGUUGCUGAUAACUGUCCUAAUGCCUUUAUCCACAUUAUCAGCAACCCUGUUAACUCUACUGUACCAAUCGCUGCUGAGGUGUUGAAAAAGAAAGGUGUUUAUGAUCCCAAGAAGCUUUUUGGUGUCACUACUUUGGAUGUUGUGAGAGCAAACACUUUUGUUGCUCAGAGAAAGAAUCUUAAGCUCAUAGAUGUUGAUGUUCCGGUGAUUGGUGGCCAUGCUGGAAUCACUAUCCUGCCUCUUCUCUCGAAGACUAAACCAUCUGUUAGUUUCACUGAUGAAGAGAUCCAAGAGCUGACUGUUAGGAUACAGAACGCUGGUACUGAGGUUGUUGAUGCUAAGGCUGGUGCUGGUUCAGCUACUUUGUCAAUGGCGUAUGCUGCUGCGAGAUUUGUUGAGUCGUCUCUUCGUGCUCUUGAUGGUGAUGGAGAUGUCUACGAGUGCUCGUUUGUGGAGUCGUCUCUGACGGAUCUUCCUUUCUUUGCAUCAAGGAUCAAGCUUGGGAAGAAUGGAGUUGAAGCUGUGAUCGAGUCUGAUCUCCAAGGGUUGACUGAGUAUGAGCAGAAGGCGUUAGAGGCUCUUAAGACAGAACUGAAAGGCAGCAUCGAGAAGGGUAUUGCAUUUGCAAACAAACCUGCUAACUAGAUCUUGAUUUCAUCUGAAAAGACGUGCUUCAUUCAAGCGGAUAACUUUUUUCUUCUGAUCAUUUUGAGUUUUGUUUUUGAAUCUUUUUUGCAUCGGCGAGACAUUUUCUUGUUGUAGAAUAAAGAAUGUAUCAGCUUUCAGUUUGAAGAUUUUGAUACAUGACAUUAAAGCAGAUUUUAUGAUCAUUACAUGACAUCAA
This is a messenger RNA of Eutrema salsugineum, 1534 nucleotides long. RefSeq names its product malate dehydrogenase, chloroplastic. Gene Ontology annotation, molecular function: L-malate dehydrogenase (NAD+) activity. Gene Ontology annotation, cellular component: mitochondrion; cytoplasm. The transcript has 2 exons. Bases 151 to 1335 code for a protein of 394 amino acids. The record is from RefSeq and is a predicted model, not a curated record. Gene Ontology annotation, biological process: tricarboxylic acid cycle; malate metabolic process. Lineage: Eukaryota; Viridiplantae; Streptophyta; Magnoliopsida; Brassicales; Brassicaceae.